AAGGGUUAAAUGUCGCGGGUUUUCUAUUGGUCGCCAGGAGGAGGAGCAGCGCAGAGCCAGUCGCUCGCAGGCGACACAGAGACAAGACGCAGUGUUGGUUGGACUGAGGAUUCCCAAAUGCGACUGGCUGGCACAGGGGACUGAUGUGGGCACGCGGCAGGGGGACAAGUUAACCGGCUUCUUAGGCUACUUGCCAAAUGUCGGUCAAACACACUGAGCGCUGAUCACUCCCUGCUUUGCUAAGUCACCUUCAAUGUAAGGACAUGCGAGCGGCUGCUGAAUGGAGCGACCCCACUGCCUGAAACUAACACCCGACACUAACACUAACACCCGCCACUAACACCUCCUCUCGCUCGCACCGUCUCUCUCUCUCUUCCACGCUGCGUCCGAGCUGCUCCUCUUCAUGACUGCUCUGAGCGAUUUCUCCUCUAAUCGACAUGAUCCUGCUGCUCUUGACUCUGUUACACUGGGGCUCUGGGGCUGCUGUAAGGAGGCAGGAGGUUGCCGGGGGUCAGGCUUGGAGGGUCCCUCCCGCACUACAGCGCUACCGAAGGGGACUAUUUAUUGCCAAUACAUCAGACUCAGUGGCCGCUGACAUCACGUGCCCCUAUAAAGUCAUGACAGAAGGAAAACCCAGGAACAUUUGCUUCAGGACCACGGACAGCUCCUUCCGUUGCGAUUCAAGUAAGUGCAAAGUGUUCCGCUCCGACUCCGGCUCCUUAUUGGCCAAUGUGCUGAGCAACAGCAGCGUCCUCCUGCAAUGGCGCCCCCCACAGGCCCACACUCUCAGGGGCUUUCUCCUUAACUGUUCCUGGAAUGGGACUUUCACUCGCUUCCAGUGCGACAAUGUCCAUCUUGGCACCAACUGCAGAGAUUACCUCCUCUCCAACCUGCACGACAAUGUCAACUACAGAAUCUGCCUGAAAACGCUUUACACAAACAGGACGUCUGGGGAGGAGUGCGUGGAAUUUACUGUGGAGCCCGUGGGGAUGCAGGAUCUUGUCAUUGCUAUGACGGCAGUGGGGGGUUCUAUCUGCGUCAUGCUGGUCAUCAUAUGUCUCCUAGUGGCCUACAUUACUGAAAACCUUAUGCACCCUGCCUUCACUCAUCCCUCUGCCAAAAGAAGGCCAUAACAGGCCACAAUGCUGCUACUUUACUUCAUGUAGGUCUGUCUUUCUUACAACCAGUGUCGGACUGGGACACCAGGGACCCACCAAAAACCUUUAGACCAGGGGUCCACUCUAAGUAUUAUAUUCUUCCUCUCCUCGCUCAACCUCUAUUCUCCUAGUCUUUACAUACUAUAACCUAUUAUUCCAUUAUUUAACCUCUUUAUUUGCAUAGAAAUAGGGAACGGCCAUGAAAUAAGCCAUAAGGGCACACUGAAACCUGGGCCCACCGGGACUUUUCCUGGUAUCCCGGUGGGCCAGUCUGACACUUUGCUUAGAACAAGUGAUUUUUGUCAGAUGUCAAGCCUGCAGGCCUUUUGCUGCUGUAAUACAACUCCUAUCAUUCACUAAGGCUCCUGGGACACUGAGAGAGACUUAUAGUUCCAACAGCUGAAGGGCUGCAGGAUUAACAGUCCAUGUCUUUGUGUGAAAACAAAUAAAAGUUGCCAGUCCUGUUUCUGUA
Xenopus laevis (African clawed frog) is the source of this 1629-nucleotide messenger RNA. It is a transcript of the gene fndc10.L, whose product is annotated as fibronectin type III domain-containing protein 10. The record is from RefSeq and is a predicted model, not a curated record. Bases 438 to 1133 code for a protein of 231 amino acids. The transcript has a single exon. Lineage: Eukaryota; Metazoa; Chordata; Amphibia; Anura; Pipidae.